Cladocopium goreaui is the source of this 3399-nucleotide messenger RNA. The record is from the annotation of a GenBank genome assembly. Lineage: Eukaryota; Dinophyceae; Suessiales; Symbiodiniaceae.
AUGUCCCCGUCCCCUCCCGACCGGGCCUAUGAGAAGGGGGCCGCAAUGAAGCAGCCUGGAUCGUCAGCGAAAUUUAGCCAGCGUGAACGGGUGCUAUUUCCAUUGCCACUUUUUGCAUGUCCUGGUCAUAAGACAGGUGUGUCUCGUCCUGUCAAACAGAGGAGGCACAGAAUUCGGAAGGUGACUGAGAAUUGCAAUGAGGCCAUCCGAGGUCUCAACUGGCUCGCUGGUUGCUAUGACUAUGUAGAGAAGUAUUGUGAGCUACAACAUUGCAGUCCUCUUCACCAAGAAGUCAUGAUGCGUGUGGAUGGUCUGGUCCGUGAUCAGAAGCCCAGUGGCAUCAUUGACUCACCUGAGGCAGCACUCCGAUCGCUGCUCAGAGGAGGGUCGCCCUAUGACUUGGCGGUCUCCUCGGAAACGUUAGCGCCCUACCGAGAUGACCUCCUGAGUGUUCCUCAUGAUGUGCAUGGAUGUCCGAGACUUUUGGAUGUUCUGCCUGCUCAGGAUUGUCAGUUUUUGGAGGAGGUGAACGAGCUGAUGCUGAGACGAGAUGAUGAAGUUGAAGUGCCACCAAUGACACCCUAUUGGGACCCUGUGCUCAGGCACAAUCGUUCUGCCUAUCGGAAGCUGGUCAGAAGGCUUCACUCCAUUGGGUACUUCACCUACACCUUGGAGCCCAAGUGCAAAGUUGGCGUCUUCUUUGUUUGGAAGUCGUCGAGGACCAAGUUGCGGAUGAUCACUGACGCCCGACCGGCAAAUCGGCUCUUUCUGGAGCCACCUGGUGUCAGUUUGAUGACUGGUGAAGGGCUUGGUCGAAUUGAGGUUGUUUGCGAUGACACCAUUUUUGCUGACAUCUCUGCGCUUGACAACCUGGAGGUCUUCAUAGGCCUUUCUGACGUUAAGGACUGCUUCCAUCGGAUGCGUGUGCCUAGCUGGCUCGCUAGGUAUUUUGCUUGGGAUGCAGUCACGGCGGCAACAGUGGGCAUGACAGGCGUUGAGUUGGAAGGGAAGGUGCUUGCAGCGAAUGACCUCAUUUUCCCCUGUGCCGGUAGUCUAUGUCAAGGUUUUUCAUGGUCAUUAUACUUUGCACAGAAGGCGAAUGAAUACCUGGCUGGAUCGAUAUCUCCUCUUACUGAUGCUAAGCUGGCCAGUGAUCGGGGUGGACCGGUUAUCCUGCAUGUUUCCAAGGAUGUUGACUCAUCUGCUCACUUCUAUGUCUAUGUGGACAACCUUGGAGUGAUCAGUGUGGAUGAAAGCGAGGUGAAGGUCGCCAUGGAGGAGUUGCAGGCUUGUUUCAACAGCAAGGGUUUGGAGCUUCAUGGCAGUGAAAUUACUCAAGGCAGUGUUGAAGCUCUUGGUUGCGUGUUGGAUGGCAAUAGGAUGAGAAGUCGAUGUAAUGCUAAGAGGCUUUGGCGUGUUCAUCAUGGUAUCAAAGGGUUGCUCAACAGGGGUCGAUGUAGUGGCAAGGCACUGGAGAUAGUCAUUGGUCAUUGCACUUUUCUGGGACUCAUUAGCAGGGGCAGUCUGGCUUGUUUUCACAGCGUUUACUCCUUCAUUCAGAAGAACUAUGGACAAGUUGCGUCCCUGUGGCAAUCUGUUGUGAAUGAGCUGACUGCUUUUAUGGGACUCUGUUUUCUUUUGGUGCAAGAUUGGUGGCGCCCCUGGAAUAGACUGGUAACAUCAUCGGAUAGUUCACUGGUUGGUUAUGGCGCGUGCAAGAGUUGGUGGCCAAAAGACUUGGUAGCUGAAUCUGGCCGUGUGCAAGAGCGAAGUCGUUUCCGUAGACGUGAUAGUCAUUCAGCUAGGGAAUCAGCCCUAGUCGCUGCUGGUUUUCACCUCAAAGGCACGACUUGGAGCCCUGUUGAUGAGAAAACCAUGAAUGAGAUUGCUGAGUCUGGCUGGGAGGUAGUAGAUGAUUUUCCUGAAAUCCCCUCUGGUGCCCUGAAGAGAAAUUUGUGGACACCUGUUUUUUGGGGCAAGUGGGAACACAAAGAAAACAUUGGCAUCCUCGAAGCUCGAACCAUUUUGAAGAGCAUCAAGCGAGUUUGCAUGACUAGGCGACUGAGCCUUCCCCAUGUGAACGCACCAGCAGACAAGCGACAGCAGACUGCGACCAAGUCCAGGACCCUCAGCCUGACAGUUCCAUUGGCUCCGACGCCCAAGUCAUCUCCCGCUCGGAGGAGGACCCUGGAUCAGGAAUUUGUGACUGGAAGACUGAAGGAUGGGAAGGUCAAACCUCUUUGCCUGCCCAAGUCAGAAAAGGAGUUAGCAGUCUUGUUGGACAAGAAGAAGUUCGAGGUGGAGUAUCAGGAGGAGUCAGACAGCGACAGCACGUCGUCAGAAGUGAAGGAAGAGCAAGGCGGAGGAUGGAGUCGCACAUUGCGAAGCAGGCCAAAAAGACAACUGCAGAAAAAGGUGGACUUGCUGAUGUCUGGGAGCGUGCAUGGAAAGAGCAUCCUGGAGACGGCGGCCAUAUCUGCAAGGGCCCGAGAAAACUACACUCGGAAGUGGGAAGAACUUUCGAAGUUGGCCAGAUCCAAGGGUGUGAGCUUGGACAAUGCGGAAGCUUUGGAUUCAAUGCUUGUGGAACUCUUCGACCAGAAAUUUCUGGAAGGCGAGGGUGCUCACUAUGGGGACUACAUGUUGGCCUCCCUCAUGGACAUGAAACCGGCGUACAGCCGGAUGGGAGACAAGAAGAUCCCAAGAGCCUGGCGGUCACUACGAGGAUGGCGCAAGUUGUGCCCAUCUCGCUCGAGACUUGCCUACCCAUUGGCAGUUUGGGCGGCUUUGAGCUGGCGGAUGGUUGUGCACGGCCAUCUCAGCAAAGCUGUGUUCAACCUGCUCCAGGUCUCUUCUUACCAUCGGCCAGGCACUUUGCUGAAGCUGAGGAAGUUGGGCCUAGUGAAGCCCACUGCUGGGGUGACCACGCAUUGGUCGAUCCUCACGAGCCUGAGCGAGACUUCAGAUGUUUCGAAGGUUGGGACGAAAGACGACAGUGUGAUGUUGGACUCGGAGUGGAUUCAGUUCAUCACACCUCUGCUGUCAGUCCUUGCGAGGGGGCGUCCUAUGGAUCGUGUUUGGGACUUCACCUAUGGAGAGUACCUGGCAGUCUUCAACCGAUGCGCAUCGGAGCUGAAGAUCAAUGUAGUUCCAUAUCAGGCCCGUCAUUCAGGGCCAAGCAUAGACAGAGCUGCAAAAACCCGAGAUCUCGACGAGGUCAGAAAGCGUGGAGGAUGGAUGACGAGGCAGAGCGUGAUGAGAUACGAGAAGGCAGGAAGAUUGGCAGCGACAUGGCAGAAGCUAGAUGCAAACAUUCAGACAAGCUGCAAGUCAGCCGAGAGGUAUCUGGAAGACAUCAUGCUCGGCCACAACUAUCCCGACAUCCCACUGCCGAGUUGA